CCCGAACGCAAGAAAGAAAAAGACAACGCGGGUCAUCAGACAAAGAGACUGGCCCCGACAGAGACAGUCAAUAUAUUCGGGCCUCGAAAUUAAUACGUUAGAAAAGAAUAAAAACAGGCCGUAAAGAGAGACCCCGACACCUCUGAAAAGAGAAGGCCUAGGCUCCUAGUAAUUUAAAAGAUAGACGGAGUUACGCGCGCGCCGAAGGAGCGACGAAGAACAGAGAUAAUAGGGAUGCACGACGGUCUAGUAGGCGAGGGAAGGGAAAAUGCAAGUGCAUGCAAGUGCCGAGUGGCGUCGCACUUGUUGCGUCACGAUGUGACGUUACUACAGUAGUGAUACAGACCACCAUUCAUACACAACACAUUACUGCAAUUUUCAAACGAGCGAACCGCGCCAACCUCAACCAACAUGUAAACGCAACGCAAGCAAAGUCGAACAAAAUUCACGAUGGUGAAAAAAUCACCCAGACCGCUGCCAUCUCGGAGUUGCUGAACUUAGACCCUUCAACCCCUUCAAGUAUUUCCGAAAAGUUUUUUUUAAGUGCGCGCGGACCUUAUUCAUUUUGACUCUUUCCAAUUACAAUUAUUAUCAAUCAAGUGUGCCGUGGAAAAAACAAAAUAACUUUUAGAAAUAAGUAUACGGACUUAACAACUACUUUAUAACUUAUUAAUUGGAACUUAGUAAAGAAUCCGUUAUUGUGCUAUUGGGACUUUAAUGACACAGUAGCUGGACUUUAAAUAAGUAAAGUGCGGACGCAUAAGAGAAAUAUCCAUGAUAAAAGUUUGGUGUAAUGAUUAAUGCGAAGCAAUGGGUAAUUGGAAAUUAUUAAGUUUUGUAGUUAGUGUAGCAAACUUAAUGCCGCUCGUAAAAAAUGGCGGAGUGUUCUUACGCGAGAUGUGUCCAGCAGCGAAGAAAUAUUAGAAGAGAACUCCAACGAUGGACCAAAAAUAUGGUUCAUAUUGUCGGGUUGGAACGCAUCGCUGAGGAGUUGAUGGGUCGAAGGAAAUGGAAAAUUUACCAAGAAUCCAUGUCAAGAAGUUAUUUGCAACCAUUGAACAACAACAUAAAACGUACAAACAACUCAUUUUCAGAAGAAGACUGCUUUCAACGUUCACAGAAGGAAAACAACCAGCCCAUUGGCAGUCCAAAAAGUGUUCGAAAACAGCCUACCGUAAAGGAGACCGAGGACGAGGAAGAGGGGUCAUCAGAAAAGGCACCGGCAGUGUCGCCGGAGGCCGAAAACGGCACCGCCGGCGCCCCCGAGAGCGACGCAGACGAGGCGCAGCUCGACUGGACGCCGCAGAGCAAGUGCGUCUUCUGCGCAGACGGAGACGGCAAGCUGGAUAGUGAUCACGUAGUGCAUCACGGGGAGUUGAGCCCCCGCCCAUCGGACUCGGACUCAUCGGACUGCGGUGGCCGUAGCGGUGACGAAGCCGACGGACGAUCUCACUCGUCGCCCACACCGCCGCCGCCGAGGUUGCCCGCCUCAUUGUCAAGUUUGCCGCCCAACAUGACGUCCGUUGACGUAGCGUUGGCAGUGGCGGCGCUAACAGGCGGUCCACCUCCUGGCGUUCCACCUGGUGCGCCACCAUUGCCUUUCUACGCGCCAAGUAUGCUCACGCAUAACGCAUGGUAUUUAGCCAACGUGGCGCGUCAAUUCCAAUCGACUAACGCUGCCCCAGUUAUCGCUGAAGCAGAUAAGAACAGUGGAGGUGUCGAGCAGCCUCUAGACCUCAGCAAAGGCUCCAGUAACGCUUCCAAUAGUUCUCCAGAACCCAAAGCGACCAUAGGCAACAAUGUGAGGCUGCCAACGUUGGAGACCAAGCAAAUAUUCAGUUCUGAUUUUAGAGCCAAGCCGAGGAUGUCAGCAGUGACAGGUCGUAGAACCUAUACAGAGGACGAGCUUCAGGCUGCUCUUAGAGAUAUCCAGUCUGGAAAAUUAGGUACAAGAAGAGCAGCUGUCAUUUACGGAAUUCCCCGGUCCACUUUACGGAACAAAGUGUAUAAAUUGGCACUAGAACGAGAGCGUGAGUCCCAUCUCAACAGUUCCACACCUCUUAGGCUGGAUGAAGAAGAAGCGUUGGAUGACGACAAAGAGUUGUCCGGUGCCGAGGAGGAAAAGGAGGUCGAGAAGGCUUUGCAAUCACCUCUUUUCCAGGCGCCUCUGCUUUCCAUGGCUGAUAUCCUCCGGUUCUCUGGUAUGGAACAUCCGCCCGAAGCAAUUAAGCUUUUCCUCCAGAAAGCAAAAGAAGGUCACGAAGCAGGAUCUACACCUUUGGAUCAGAGCGAGGUCAUCCAGUACCUCCAGGUUUAUUUGCAGGCUCUGAUUGCAUCCCAAAACAUCUUAGCCAACCAAAAACCUCCAGAUGGAUCAGUAUUAAAUACCAUCAUUCCUGAGUUAGCAAAAAGACUUAUUGUGGAAGAGCACCUGAAAAUGCAGAACAAUAAUGGUGAUAGCGAGAGACUGUCAAGGCCUAGUCCGUCAAAUUCAGUUAUAAUCAAGGUCGAGAAGCCAUCCGACGUAGACCCAGAACCAAUAGAAUCCCCCUCGAAUGUGAUACAUAAAAUUCCGUCCUAUAGGUCGGCGACAUCCGCAACAAUCAAUAACGGUUGCGAUAUAUUCAUCCGAAAUAACUCACUUGACUCACGUCUGGUGUCGCCACCAGUCACCAGCGAAUCAAACUCGCCACCCAUCCUUCCUGGAAAAGGUUUACACAUAAAAGACGUUAUCACGCAGAGCAUCACCCAAAAAUUCCAACAAGGCUUGGAUACACCAAUCAGACGACCUAUGGGCAUGGACCUAGAUUUCAAAAGGGGUGGUUUUACACCGCCUUCGAGUGGUAGUCUACCUUCGGUGAUCAAGAGCCAACAUGAGGCCAGUCGACAGUUUCAACAGCAGCAGCAACAGCAGCAUCAACAUCAUCAGCCACCAUCAGCUAAACCUCAGAAUCAAGGUAGUCAAGUUUCUGGAGGCAAAGGUACUAGACCAAAGCGUGGUAAAUAUCGAAAUUAUGACAGAGAUAGCUUAGUCGAAGCAGUUAGGGCUGUGCAACGUGGGGAAAUGUCCGUACAUCGUGCCGGUAGCUACUAUGGCGUUCCCCACUCUACUUUGGAAUACAAAGUUAAGGAACGGCAUUUGAUGCGACCCAGAAAGAGAGAUCCCAAACCUAAUCCCGUGGAUGAAAAAAUAGCUAGUCUUAAACAAAAUGACCUCAAAAUAGCACAGGAAAAACUUAAACAACAACAGCAACAACAACAGCAGCAACAACAAAAUGUGAUUAAACCUCCCCAGCAAAAGUUCCCACCUGCCUCACCCAACGGUAUCAAGCUGCCACUUUUCGAUGCCGGAGGAACUGGGCUUAGUCCUGCUGCAGCCGCUGGUUUGGCUGCUGGCAACUAUCCUCCUCCCUUUCCCUUCUGGCCACAUCCUGGUUUCUCUCCAAAUCCCAUGGAGUAUGCCGCAGCAGCUGCAGCUGCUAGUGCUAGAAAUUCGGCUGGACCAUUCUUAUCGCCCGAGUUCUUUGCAUCUCAGAUGAUGCAGAAGCUACAAGAGGGACGAGAAAGGUCGAUGGGGACACCGUCUCCUCAAGGAGGUGUCACCACGUUAGCAAAAAGCGCCAGGCAAAUGGCGGAGUCGUUGUUAGAUGGACCCAAUGGUUCAUUUUUGGACGGCAUAAUAAGGUCCAGCUUGGAAUCGGGCGUACCCACAGCAGACGAGAAAUCACCAAAAGAAGAAAAACAUACGGCACCUGAAAAUAUGUCGAAUAAAGCGCUGUUAGAUCAGCUAUGCAGAAAUAGUCGUCUAACACCGCUUUCCAAACCGAACUUAACAGACGCUAGUAGUUCAGGAGACGAAUCUUAUAGAAAAGAUUCAAGUCCUCUGAAUUUUUCAACCGGAAUCCACAACUCAAAUAAUCAUGAAGAUUCGAGACAGCGAGCCUCACCGCUUCACUCACACAGGGAUGCAAACUCGGAAGGUGCGCAUGCAGUCGAACUGUCAAAUGAUUCGACUGAUUCCAUGAUUACGCCUGAUAGGAAACGAAGUCGUGACGAAGACAGCACCGACACCGAGCGGAAACAUCCAAGGAUUUACUUAAAACAGGAUUUAGCCAAGCCGGAAAAUCUCAAACCCGAGAUGCUGGUGCGAUUUCGCGAACUCCUACCCGAUAGAAAUGGGUCAGGACUCGCAGCCGAGAGUACAGCAGGAAGCAGUGCCUCAGAUAACGACGCACCACAAGACUGACACCUACAUUUUAUAAGAGAGAGAAUUUUUUACUAAAACAAAAAACACAGUUCGCAGAGAUCGACCGCCCUCUUUCCAUAGAGGGCGCUCCUGACUUGGUUGUAAGUUUAUUAGAACAUAUGAGCUCGAUAUGACGUGUUUGUUGAUAUUUAUUGUUUUCUUUUUUUUUAGAACUUUUGUUUCCAUUGUAGAUUUGUCCCUGAUCGGUAAUUGUCGAAGCAGACUUAUCUAUACUUACUAGGUGUUUUUUGACUCUAAAAUAUAUACUCUUAAACAAAUUAAUAAGCGCAGGAAGACUGAUCAAAUGAAGUAAUUAAACAAACAAAAUAAUAAAUAAAUAUACUUUCAAUGACUUUAUAUUUUAUAAAUAAUUUUUGCCAAAAUAAAACGGAAUUGAAAUACUGAUUUUGAUAUUAAUAUAAAUUAGAUUGUAUGUAUAUUGAAAUUCUUUUUAAGGAAAUUUUUAUAAACAUAUUUGAUCGUUCUUCCAGUAAUAAGUAUUUAAUCAUUCGGUGUAUUUGGCAUAUGUAUAAAAAUUUAAAUGUAUCCUCUAUGUGUCUUGACGUGUCGCGUAUACCUCAAAAUGUAUUAAAAAAAGUUCACCCUUCCAUGUUCGCGUAAUAUAAAUUAUAUUGAGAGCUUCUUCGACAACUACCAGAUCACGUUAUUAAUACUAAAUAUAUCGAAAUCCUUUCUGGGUCGUAUCCCGCGAUUGAUUGAAUGAUAAUGAAAAAAAUUAUAUCUAUCUGUGAUUUAAUCAAAAUUUUUGAUGUAUAUUUUCUCUAAAAAUAUCUUAAAUAUUAUAUAAAAUUUAAACAACUAGCAGGUAGUUAACUGAUAUGAAAAAAAAAAUAUUUAAAUUUAAUAAUCCAGGACGUGUUCUACAAGAUCGAGAAUCUUUAAUUUUUAGGAAAUUUUAUUUUUAUUGUAAAUAUAAAUUUCUAAUGAAUGCCAUUAGAUCAUUAGAUAUUUUAUAUUUAUAGUUCCAAUACUAAACAAAUAAUAAUUAGAAAGGUAAUUAUGGUUCAUAAUAUUUCAACAAUAUUAUAUUGAAACAAUAUUUUUCAAAUUAAUAGGUAAAUUUGUGGAUUUCUUUCUUUAUAAAAGUCAAGGGUUUUUUGCAAAUAGGUUUUACUUUAUCUUUAGGGAUAAUUUUUGUGGGGAUUGAAUUCUCCCCUAAAAUGUCAUAACCACCUGUGUGAUGAAUCACUUUAUAGAUGUUUUUACUCUGAUUGAAUCAAGGGAAUUGGUAAACACAAUUACCUAACAUAACACUGAUUAUAAUGAGUCAAAAUUUCAAAAAUUAUUGACAAAUUAUUCUCUAUUUACCUGCUCAGGCAGCUUUGCCUCUUGAAUAAUCAUAAAACUAAUCAUUGUCAGCAAACCAAGUCAAUUUUUUUAAACUUUAACAUGUACAGGGUUAUUGGUUAUUAAUGUCACCCCCCUCUAUCUUUUUUAUUUGACAUUUUAGAAAGAAGUGUCCCGAAUAAAAGUUUUAUGGUUGAAAUUAAAUUUUUUGAAACACUCACUUUUGCAUAUACAGGGUGUUUCAGGAAAGCUGGUCGUGGUCCAACUUUCUCAUUUUAAAUGGAAUACCCUCUCUAUAAUAUUGAAUAUUCGGAAUCUACGUAAAAUUCUGAGCAGAUUUCAUGUGAUAUACUCAAUACCUUCAAGUUCAACUGUUUUGGAAAUAUUUACAGUUGAAAAUUGACUUUUUUGCAAAUUUGAGAGGCUAUAAAACCUAAACGGGUAAAGGACCCCGCAAUAUUUAAAUGGAAAUUGGUUACCCGUGAUAUUUGGAUGAAAUUUAAAUAUGUUAUUGGGGAUGCUGUAAGCAACAUUUUUUACCAUAGGCACAACCCUGUAUAUAUGACAGGUGAGGCGUGGUUAGCUGUCAAAUAUUGGAAUCUUAUAUCCAAAAGCAGAGUAACUAUGGCAGAUUUUGAUGAACAAAAAAUCUAUUUCUACUAAGUCGACCAAGUUAAUUCGAAAAAUGUCAACCAUUUUGACACCUGUCAAAACCCUACCAAACGGCAGCACUUAUCUUUUCCAGUUUUCAAUAUUUUAUGAUGUCAUCUGACAUUUUUAACUUGUAUGUAAAUUCUGAAUUCAAAAAUUGAAAAAAAAAUUACAGAACUCUCAAAACCUGUCAUUUGUUUUAGUAGAAAUAAAUACUCUAAUCUGGUUCUUUCUCGUUUUAAGGUAGUUUAUUGGUGAUAAAACAUUGAACAAAGUUCAUGCACGUCACAUUUUGACAGCGGUCUGAAUCUGUCAAUAGCUUUAAUUCAAAAAAGAAUCAAAUCUUGUUCUUUUCCAAUUUAUCAAAAAUGUCAAAAUUACAUCAUUGUAGAUUUCAUUUGUGAGUGUCAAAAUGUUUGAGUAUUUUCACGUAGAAUCGGAAUAUUAAAUAUUAUACAGGGUAUUCUAUUUGAAAUAAGAAAGUUGGAGCACCACCAGCUUUUCUGAAAGAUGCAAAAGUGAGUUUUCAAAAAAUUCAAUUUUAACCAUAAAACUUUUAUUUUAGAAUUUUUUUUCUAAAAUGUCAAAUAAAAAAGAAAGAGGGGGUGGUAUUUAUAACCAAUAACCCUGUACCUAGUUUUUUUGGUGAUUUUUGAAAAGAUUCUAGGGGCUCGUUUUAGUUAGGUUUAACUGCACGGUUUUAUAUUAACUCAAUAAUUUUUUGGGUACAUUUUUUCAGAACUGUUAAUUUCUAUGUAUUUUUCAUUAUCAACUGGCUGUUGAACACCCCUCUCACAAGACAGCAUAAUAAUAUUGUAACAAAUUCAUUUUUCACAGCAGACUUAUUCGAACACCAAGAAGCAUAAUUUAUGUACCUGUAUCAUUAUAAAUUAAUGAAAUUAUUUGAACAAAUAUUUUUUCACUUAGUUUUUUGUCCCAAGCUUUUCUCUCAUGUAUCUUCCGUGAACGUUACGCUAUUUUGUGUUAACAACUUCUUGAUAUUACAUCUACUUCUAGCACAUUAAUUUUCAUCUCUCUUAGGGAGUUUUUAUUGUUGAUACAUCUUUAGUUAUUACUAUAUUAUUCCCUCUAACUGUCUGUCACUUCUAGGCAGGAGAUUGCGAGUCUCCUGCAUAGCAUGAAGGAGAAAAAAUCCUGUGGUAGUCAUGAGAUUUUGACAGAGGUAGGUUCCUGUACCUUGAAUGCAUUGGCUAAGAUCACCGCCUCGUGGUCUUCUCUCGAGAAUGCCUCUGCAUUAGGGUGGUGAAUUGGAUAAAUCGGCAAAUUUCUGGUCUAUUGCCCUUGUGUCAACUCUGUCCAAAAUUAUCGAAAAGCUAGUUAAAGAAAAUAAUAAGGCAAUGGUAUCCGAUUGUCAUUUGCUGUAAACGCUUCAACUGUGUAUUGUUUCAGCCACUGUCAACUGUCAUUUUAGGUAGAUUCGAGUUAAUAAGUAACAACAAAAAGAGGCUUGAAGAGACAUUUCUUCGUCUCCAGUAAAUUCAGCAAUCAAUAAAGAUAUCUUUUCAAGUGAACUUGACUUGAAAAAUUUGACCCAAUUCUCUGAUGCAAAAGAAUAAAGUAAUCCAUCGUUUUAUCUUAUAUAGGUAUUGACCUUUGUAAUAUGUAUCAAAUUCAAAUCAAAAGUAUAUAUCAAAACUUAGAUAGAUAAUUUUUAUGUUAAAAUGUUGUUUUAAAUAUUAUGAAUCAAAAUAUGGUGAACAAUGAUCUCUGGACUGAUCUUCUUGGACACGCCCGUUAUAGGAAAACUAAUAAAAAGAUAAACCGCAUCUCCGUUGUCAGUUUUCCGAGUGAUAUUUUUAUUUUGUUGAUUUUUUUAAUUUUCAUAUAAACAAUGAAGUGCAAUUAGAUGGUAUAUACAUAAUACAUAUAUAUUUACAUCAAUAUUAACUAGUAUAUAAGAUAUAUUAAAAGUAUAUUAUAUAUAUUUGAAAAAAUGGAAGCUAUUUUGUUUGAGAGAUAAAAGAUUGACUCCAGGUAGAGUUUUAAAAAAAAGAUGCUUCUUCCCCCUUUCUUCAACAACCGUCAGAUGAUUACAACCAACCAUAAACCAAACCGAUACCGACAGUUAUGCGGAUUGCCAAGCGAAUUUGUCACAACAGAUAUACAGGGAGCCAAAAACGAAUUUAAUUUGACAACAAAAACAUUUAUUGAUAUGACAAAAACACAUUCCCAACUGAUUUUAUAUAUAUAAACUGUUUAGUAUGGCAGUUAUAUUUACUUUCUCCAUUCCUUGUAACUCACUUUAACUAGCAAUAAAAUGUUUAUUUGUGAGUUAAACAAUGGCAAACCGGUAGGUACCCAGUUUUUAUUGCUUAUCCAACUAUGAGUGUUCCGGUUUUCUUGCACCUCGUUAGUAGAUAUAGUUUUGGAUACACAAUGAAAACCAGAACCAGUUUAUCAGGUCAAUAAUUUUUGAAGUUUGUGAUCCCGACACUAUCUCUCAAUCAGCCUCCAACCACAGGUCGUUCGUUGCCAAAGAUUACACCAAGUCUGGUCACUAAAAACUAGGUAGGUACUGAUGCAAAUAUCAUGGUAGCAGUACACCUAGAACCAGACCUAGACUUGGUGCAAUGUUUGGCAUCGCAAGACCCGUUAGAUAUUCUCUUGUAUAUUUUUACUGAGAGGUAGCGUUCAGAAAAGCCAAAAAAGAGCACUAUAUUCGACUACAAUGUUUUAAAUCGGUUUUUAAGGAGAAAUUUGACAAUUGCAAAUUAAUUGGAAAGCUGAUUAAUUUUGGUUCAUUUAACACUGGGUAAUUAUUAUUAUGGGUGCAAUAAAAAUUUAAAAUAACUAUCUUCACACAUUGAAGCAUAAUAUCCAAAAAAAAUCAAAAAUAAUUUAUUUUAUUUUUAACUUGUGAAGCUCAUCUAAAAUAAAAAAAUAACAACAAAUUACAUGUGAUUUAACAAAAAAAACUUCUACUGCCAAAAUCCAAAUUUUAUUUACAUUUAUCAAAUUUUGGAUUUGUGUUAAAGUGUUUUUCAAAAAAUUUUCAAACCCAGGUAUUUAGUUUCGUUCGAGUAUAUGAAAUAUGAUGAUCUUUCCAAGUACAUGUAGCUCAUGCAUUUAUAAAUAGGCAUUAAAUUCACCUAAAUCAAUUGUUAAUUAUUUUUUGUCUUGACUUGUAUAUCUGUUGUGAGAAGAUCGAUUUAGCAUCCUCCAAACCAAACCAGAUUAACAGUAAAACUUACACAUAUUUAAGUUGGACCAAAUACUUGCUGUAUGAUGUAUAUAAAAAAUUGGUAUGCUUUUCAUACAUAUCUUUUGGCAGCUCAAUUUGGUUUUUUGAAGAAUCGGACAAACUGUGAAGUCGUAGUUUUUAGCAAGAUGGGGCCAGUGAGAUUUUUUUGAGGUCAAUUUUAUAUAUUGGUCAAGUAAAAGCGUACGUUUGGUCCAAAGUCAUGCAAUAAAACGUGAUGUAUAUGGGAACUGAUAUUAUAUGUCGUUUGGGCUAUUGUAAAAUAGUAAGAGAUGAGUUAUCACGAACAAAUCUAAAGCUCCAUCACAGAAAAUCAAAAUACGAUCUCGACAAAACCAAAUUGUGUUGUCAAACAUAAACAUUCCAACCAUAUAUGUGCCAGAUUUUUUAUUCACAAGAUUAGCAUUGAGAUAUUUAUUACAAAUAUAAUAAUACAAAAAUAAAAUAAAAGAUACACAUAUAUUAAAUUUGUGAUCAAUUGGGUACAGAAAACCCGCCAGUUGUCACGGAAUACAUUGUUUCACACACACAGAAAAAUGUAUUUCUAUUGAUUGGAGUCGUUUUGACUUCGCCGUUCAUAGUUCUAAGAUUUUAUAAGAAAAAAAAAAAGAAAACACUGUUUUUAAAUGUUUGUGUGUCUCACUUUUACGCUUGCGCUUGGUGGAACCGUUCAACAAAAACUGUUUUGGAUAUAUACUUUCACAAUUCAAUUAAAUACUUCGGCUAAAUAUUAUUGAAACUAUCUAAGUCAGUACGCUUGAGGGACGUUCCAGUGGGUUUUGAAGACCAUAGGAAAAAGAAUGGUGUAUUUCAAAAACGUUUUGUUAAAAAUAAGAAGAUAAAGCCGCACUGUUAACUUUGGAAAAAAUAUUUGAAAUUCAGCAAAAAUCAAUAAACGUUUACUAUUCAACAAGUCAGAUACAAAUCCUUAAAAAAAAAAGUCCCCUUGACAAAAUUUUGGACCUGUUGGCUCUCAUCGAAUAAGCUUGUUCUUUGUUUUUGACAAAUAUUGCGCCCAAUUUAACAGAAAUAAAAAAUCAGCCCAUCUGAUGAGAACUAACUAGUUGAAGUCCUACGAAAUUGGCAACUGGGCGUCCGAGGAGUGUAAGGCGAUCUAUGGAUUCCUGGAUACGCGGUAUUAGGCGAUUUAAUUUCGAACGUAAAACUGUAAAAACUUAUAAAGGAUAUGAAAAUAGGCAUUAAAGGUUCUCAGCUUCUCCACACCUUUGAAUUUCCUUAUAACAAAAAUUUUAUCAAGCAAAGAACUUUCCGUAUACCUACAGUUUUUAUUAGCUUAUAAUUUUUUAUUGUAAUUUUUCUACUUCAUAUGAAAUAGGUACAUAGUUGAAAACAGGGUUAGGCAGAAUGGAGUAUCCAUUUUAUAUGUGGUCGUAUACGGAACCUCAAAAAUCAAACCAACGAUCUCUAGGAAACAUGGCUAUUUUAUUUCUUGUAUAUUACAGUCAAGCGACCUCAAUCUAUAAAGCUGUAAUAUUUCAAUUUGUUUUAAUCAAUAUCAGUAUAUCGUUUCAAUAGUUCCAAAGUUUGAGGUCGAUUAUCAAACACUUUGCUCCUAUAACAAUAUCGCAAGCUGACACGCCCGAUAUCUGUGCUUGCAACGUCUUUCAGCAUUGAUUCAUACAAUGCGGGAUAUAGGACUCUUCCAUAUUUUCCCAUGUCUUUCGUGUGCAGUUUUCAUCCAUUUUCAUCAUGUGUGGUCUUCGUAUUCUUAUUCUUUUUAUUUUAUAAUUAUUUGCGUCUACCUGUCAGCACUUCGUAUCACCACAUGUUCCACCCAUUUCCACUUGCCACUUGCUUUUGAAUGUCUGUUAUUUUUCUUCUGUGUCCGAUAAUCUUAUUUCUAAUGAAGCCUAGCAUAAACCGUUCCAUAGAUCUUUGAGUGACCCCAUAGUUUUUCAGUGGUCUUUUUAGUCAGAGCCACGUUUUCCAGUCUGUAGGUCUGCACUGGAAAAACGGAGCUAUCAUAGACUUUGCGCUUAAAGCUAAGUAUUUUUACCUUUGGGAGUGUCGCUCAAUUUAUCAAUUUGUACCAAAGUAGAUCCAAGAUCGUUACUUGCGAUCGAGUUACGAUUUCCAAAUUACCAAAUAAUGUGACUAGGAAAUAUUUUCCUCAGAUUUGCCAAAGACUCCAAAUAUAGGAGCCAACCCCCCGAGUGUAUGAUGUGGCGCCUUCACAGCUUAUGGGAUAAGUGAAGGUUGAUAUGUCAUUUUGCAUAGCCCUGUUUCAGAAUGAUAAUUGGAAAUUUUGGAUGUGCAUACUAUCUAAUAAGAUAUUCAAGUAAAAAAAUUAUUGCAACAUUAAUAGUUCAUAAAAUCAUGUGCAUCGUACAUCAAUAAAUUGUGGAAAACUGAGAGAAGUUUAGAAAGUUUUCUGUUUCAACCCAAUAGGUGAGGGGAGUUCAUUGCUGAAAGAUUGAAUUUUUGUCUUGCCUUUCUAAUAGAAACAAAAACCGCUUCUGUAAUAAAUAAUAAAAAGGUAUCAUUGAUCAAUGUGAACAGGAAUAACUUUAAUAGUUUUUGAGUCAAGUUCGGGUCCACCAAAACAAAACCAUUUGGGCUUGUAGUAUACAGUGUACUAAAUUGCAAAUUGUAAACCGAUAAAAGCAAGUGUGUCACUAUUUUGUGCAAUUUUUUAUACCUAGUGUUACGUGUUACGAACUGUUUUUUCGUUUUAUUUUUUAUUGUCAUUGUGAUAAUUUGUUAUAACGACACCCACUGUUUUAAACACUUUUAUAUUAAUUUUCUUUUGAAUUUUUUUAGAUUUUUAUAGUCUAGAGGCUAGAUGACCAGAUGCAAUUUAAAGGUUUAGAUAAAAUUGAAAAUAUACGUAUUUUGUUAUUUUGUAUUACUUCAUACAAAAAAAAAAUAUAUUCAUGUAGCUUCUAGACUAAACCAAACGCGGUCCAAAGCGAUUGAAACUCCAACAAUGUAAAAGUAACCUUAAAAAGUAUACGCGUAUAAAAUAUUUUUAACAAAUCUACUUAUUGAAAGUCUUCUUAAAAAUUAAAUAUUUCCUCGAAAAUUAAUUUGUGUUCUUAGGAAUAUAAUUUAUAUAUAAAGAAAAAUUAUUUUUUAAAGCUGUAAAUUUUAUUACAUUAUGAGUAAUAUUAUUAUGCCUUUUUACGAAAGGGAUUUGAGAUUUUUCGGUAUAGGUCAUUUUUUUAAAUACUUAUAAUCGUGUAUUAGUGCUUUAUAAAAAUCCGAAAUUGAUUUCAAACUAAUUGAAGACAUUUUUUGAUAUGCGCGUUGAAAGAUAAUAUUUAUGUAGUUUUAAGAAUAUUUUAAAAGUUUUUCUACAUUGAUAGAUGUAUUUUUAACUAUUGUUUAAUUUUAAUAAUCGAUGUGAAUUUUUUUUAAUGAAAUUUAAAGAUACAAAAAAAAGUUUUAAUAAAAUGAACUAUGCGGAUCAUUGAUAAUAUAAAUAAUUAAGUUUUCUAUCCUUAGGUUGAUCUAUGUGCACCCUAAAGUGUCAGUAUUUUCAUUUAUAUUAAAAAAUAAACAUAAUGGACCAAGGUCUUUUUUUUUGUUAUAAGUUUAAGUUUAUCAUUCCACAAUAGUUUUUUUCACGAAUACGACUUUAUAGUUUUCCUACAUAUUUUUUUACAUACACAUAAUUUUAAUGAUUUUUUAUAUAACAAUGUAUUUGUUAAAUAAUUUUAGUUUUCGCUAGAGUAGGUGAAUUUAUUAAUACUUAAGUUUUGCUUUAAUAUCGUGUAAAUAGUACUUUUUAGCACACUAUGAAUAUUUCAUUAUUUGUGUGCCUGCUGAACUACAGACAAACUGUCGUUAAUAAUGUUUAUUUCCAAUAUUUUCGGUUUGUUCUUUGGCAAGUUUGGGGUCAGAUUAUUAUUUUUGAAUUUGUAUCGAUGAAUAUACUGUAAAAAUCCACAUUAAAAUAUACUCACAUAAAUAUACAAUAUUUUUAUUAGUUCAAAUAAAGUAUGUACUUCAAAAAUCCAUAUUUUUAGUGCAGGUUUUCUACAAUUAUUAAUCAUCGUACCUCCAACUAGCCAUUGAAAUUCAACAGAAGGUAAAACCAAAUUUAAUUUACAGCAACCAUAUAUAUAACAAUAGUAUCCACAAUACAAUUCCCACAUUUAACCACUUUGAUGAAGAGAAACCAUAUUUUUUUAAUUGAAAAAUCAAGAGGCGAAUGUGACUUUACGUUUUAUUUUAUGUUGCGAUUUCUUGUGUAGAUUCUUCAUUGUUUUAUUAUUUCUAUCAUAGUUCAAAGUUGAUCAAUGUGUUGUUUUUUUUUGUUACUAAUAUUGUAUUGUGCUCCAACAAAUUUGGUGGAAAUUUCUAAUUUUUGUUAAUAGUUCAGGAAUACUCUUCUGAUCAGUGCAAAAUUGCGUCGUUGUCCAAACCAUCUCAAUAAAUGCGUUGCUCCUAAUAUCCAGAUACCACUGGGUUUGAGAAAAAAAUAAAUUAAAUAAUUUUUAUGGAAAGUAAAACUUAAUAUUCGGUUUCUUGUUUCUUAACAAAAUUCAUAUAUUAAACUGGUUUCGAUGGAUAUUGUAAAAAAAGCAAAAUUGUUUUUCUACCAAAAAGGUCUAAAAUAUACUUUACGAUAAGCACAUAGCUUCGGAAAUAUUUAAUCAAGUUAGCAAAGAUCAUUAUCUCCGCAAAUGCGAUUAUGCCUUCAGGAUGCUUUUCUGAACUAUUUCCAAAAAAAUCGACAACGAAUCGACGCGUUGGUUUGCAAAUUUCAAUAUAUCUACUCAAUUAUCUAAUAAAAAUUUAAAUAAUAUUUCCACCAAUUUGUAACUUUUUCUUUUGAGUCUAAACCGUUUUCUUUAAUCGCACAUAAGUUAUACAUAAAAUGGAACAUUUGCCACUACUGUGUAAAGCAAUUUUUUAAUAAUAAUUACUUCACGCCCGUCAAAGACCUUUUUUACUAAUCCGAUAUUCGUAUCAUCUUCUUUGUAGAACGUUCAUAUACAGAGUGUAUACUUAAAUAGCCGGUAGUAUCUAUAUGUCAUACUUUUUGACACUUACAGUACAAGGUUAGGUUUAAUACCCACUAGAGUUUUUUGUACAUGAAACACUAAUACGGUGGCGGCACUUAACUAAUCGUAGUGUUUAGGAAUACUUUUAGUACGUAAAUAGUAAUGUAGCGCUUACAUUUAGGGUUUCCCCAUUUUUGUCUCUUCAUCAUUGUGGUAGCAGCAUUAUACAAGUUCAAACCAGGAUGACACCGGUUAAUAUUUAACAAAUGGCAUAUUUCGAAAAUUAUAUAACAAUAUGUUAUUAAUUUUUAACAGAUUAUUUCGAUUUUUAAUUACAUUCCAAAUUAGUUUGAAUUUAACUUAUUCAAUUAUAAAUACCUUGAAUGUUUGAAAAAAAAAACAUCUGAGUAGUGCUCGAACUUUAAAAGAAACUGUAGCACAGAAAGCAGCCUUGUUGGAGUAAAAUAAUAUUUUACUUUAACAGUCCUGCCUGAAAAUGUAUUUUCAAUAAAUUUUUAAAUGACUCAAAUGAAGAUCAAGCAGAACUUCUUCACCAAGUGUCUUUUCAAUUUGGUAGCACUCUAAUUUUGUAAUAUUUUUGUACCUGUUUUUUGGUGGUGCGCUGGAAUCAAAAAUAUUUUUAUUAACUUUUGAUUAGGGAAGGUAGAAACAUAUUACUUAUUAAAACAAAAAAAAAAACUAUUAGAGAAAAUACAAAAUGUGAUUGGUAGUAGAGAAAAUUGUCAAAGACUGAAAAAUCGUAGAGGUACGCGAAAAGUAGAAGGAAUUUUAUACAUUCUCGUUUUUUAGUGAAAUUUAGUCGUUUUAAAAUAUGCCAUACCCUCGGAUUUAUAAAAAAAAUACACACCCACUUUUUGCAGUUGAAUACAGAUAUAAACUGGGACCAAAAUAUAAUAUGUACUACUUUGUCAUAUCCAAAAUAUCAAAACAAUAUCAGAUAAAAAGAAAAGGUAUUUUUCAAAUUACAACAAAUUCCGUUUGUUUAUACAAUAUAAUAAGUAUACCCAAAAAAAGAAAACUAAAUGUACAGAUUUAAAUUUAUUAUUCAAUUUUUUGACAAUAUGUUAUUUACUAGACAAGAAAUUAUUAUGCCAAAAUCAAUUUUAUGAUUUUUGUGUAAUUUACUUAUAUUUCAUACUAAAUUGUGACUAUAAAUGCCUUUUAGCGUGAAUAUUAUUAUAAUAUUUUAUGAUACAGAGAAUCAAAAAGAUUUUUUUGUUAAUACAGAGUAAACUACAGAAAAUGAUUAACACAUCAAGUAACCAUUAUUAUAAUAACCUGCUGCAUCAAACCUCUGCAUUACAUUCCGAGUUUACACCAUGAUAUAAAAACAUACCGAUGUCACAAGCACCUCUAACUAAACUAGUUUUCAAGUUGGUCAGGGAAUAUUGGGAUGAAAUUUAUAAAGGCUAUAGAUAAAUAUAUUAGUAUCUACCAGUGUUUUCUCAAGGACGAAUUAAGAAGGUUUUGCUACACAUAAUGUGCAUUAUGUACUAUUUGUAUUCUUUUUAAGAUUUGUCCUCUUUAUUUCCUGAGACAAUGCCAUAUGGUUUUGAAAAUAGUCUAGUUACAGGUAUUUUGUAAGUCAAACCAUUAAAUGUGUUCUUAAAUUUUAAGAAAAAACAGACGGUUUGAUGGAUGCAAUCGAUUGCUGGAAAAGCAUAAUUGAAAUUCUGUCUUAUCCAAAAAACCUUUUUGAAUAUCAAAUAUCAGCGAGUUGUAUAUUAUCAUAUAAAGGAAAAAAGCAGAACAGCCCUAAUUGUAUUUUUAUCUUUAGAUGUUCACCCUUUAUAACAUUAUACCAGCAUUGUUUUUGGACUGGCGGUCCUGUAUUUUUCCUGAAGAAUAAAGAAUACAACAAUUCUUGUUCAUAAAUAUCACUGUGACUCGUAAAUGAUAAUGUUUUAUUAUUAAAAAAAAGUUAGUGUUUGAACAAUUAUUAUUGCUUUGUGGGAAAUUGUUAUUUUCAGAAAAUAUUUUAAAACCACAAAAAUAAAAAUAUACCGAUACACAUUGUAUAUUUAUAAUGUAAUUCUGAAGUAUACCAUCAGUAUUUAUUAUACUGUGGACUACAUUACAAUGUUUAUAAGCGUUUUAUUUUU
Molecule: messenger RNA, 16518 nt
Organism: Ceutorhynchus assimilis (cabbage seed weevil)
Lineage: Eukaryota; Metazoa; Arthropoda; Insecta; Coleoptera; Curculionidae
Source: the annotation of a GenBank genome assembly